This is a messenger RNA of Thunnus maccoyii (southern bluefin tuna), 1552 nucleotides long. It is a transcript of the gene grxcr1b, whose product is annotated as glutaredoxin and cysteine rich domain containing 1 b. The coding region runs from base 361 to 825 and encodes 154 amino acids. The record is from RefSeq and is a predicted model, not a curated record. Gene Ontology annotation, biological process: sensory perception of sound. NCBI's taxonomy places the organism in Eukaryota, Metazoa, Chordata, Actinopteri, Scombriformes, Scombridae. The transcript has 2 exons.
GUUAUCUUCAGCGCUUUGUGGGUAAUUCUUCCUCAUCGCUGGUUUAACAGACCAUAUCCUGAGUGUCUAUCUCCUAAGGACCAGACACUGGUCUGUAGCCUAUCUGAUGUGUGAAAACUAACCUUAAUCAAUUAUUGAACAUGCUGAUAUCAGUUUACUGUUUGCCUGUUUUAGCUGUUACCAUGGCAGAAGCUCAUCUAUUAUUAACCAUUUUUGUACUCGGGGUAUUUUCAGUUCAUUUUGACGCGCCAAUGAGGAUAUUAUUGUUUGAUAAUUGCAUACCACUAUGGAUUAGGCUGAAAGAGCACGUCUCGCUUUGCUGAAUGGGAUGUCAAACAUGUGAGACAUUCUUGUAUUUCAAUGGAGAGGCCAAAUCUGAAACAGGAGAAAGGAAAGGGUGGGAGAACAGUAAGGUUUAGGGUAGCAUCUGCCAACAGCGGCCGUGUCUUGACGGAGGUGUUCAAGGAUGAAACGGCCUGGUGUGGGUCAGUGUCGGACUCAGUGGACUCUGACUGCACCAGCAGCCCGGAGGCAGAGCAGGGGAUCUCGCUUCCCUCCAGCGAGGCCAACAGCCACCUGAAUGGCCUGCUGGUGGAAACGGCUGCGGACGAGAACGGCUGCGAACCCGAUGACCUGCUUUUGUAUGCCAGUGCCAAGAGAGAGAUGCUCUUUAGCAACAAGAGGAUUAAUAUCUGCAGCAAGAACGGGACCAUACGAGGAGUGAGGAACAAAGUGAGCGCGGGCCAGGUGCUUUUCAACAAUCUCUCCAACAUGUAUUCUGGUUCCCUUCGUCAUCAGAAAAGGAGACCCUGGGAAAAGGAGUAAAUAGCUUCACACAAUGAUGUCAAAAGGAAGAAAUGGCCCUGUGGCUGAAGAUUGCCUGUGGUUUUGUGUACAGCAGGACUCCUCACUCAACUUACAACAAGCUGUUCAGUGUCUUCAGUCAUUACUCCUGUUACUCUAAAAGGACUACAGCUUUACUGAAUAACAAUGGUUCAAUCUGUUCAAGGUCUUUGAUUCAGAUUAAUUUCCCUGAUAAGCAUAAAAACUGAUGUAGACUCACUAAAAUGUGGUUGUGUAACAGUUUUAUACAUGUUGCUAAACUGUUGCCCAUGCAUGUGCAUCACUAAAGGCAAGUAACAACUAAACAAUUAACUUCACCUGACCAUCUGAGACUUUAAAUAGGUUUCUGAAAAGAUUUUUGUAUUUUUUUUUUAAAAUGAUGUAAGUAUAAUUGUGACCCAGAAUUUCAUAUGAUUUUGACAUUUGGGUCUCUUUCAUGGCAAUUAUGUGAACAUGCAUGUUUUUGUAAGCAUUUUUAAAAAAUAAUGUUCGUACUAGAUGUGCUUAAUAUUAUUUCUAAUACAUAAUUCCAUAUAUAAACAGUAACUAUACAAAUCUUCCUUUGUUUCAGGAGGUAGCUACACACUUUGUUCUCAUUCCUCUAUUGCAGUAGAUUCAUAUGUUUGGUACACUGGUUUCUGGAAACAACUUUUCACAUUCUGUUUAACACAGUAUAACAUUACUAAUGUAAGCGUUGGUGUUCAUAUUU